AUGGCUGCCGCGCCGAAGCCGGAGGAACUCGUCGUCGCCAUCGAGCAGCCAUUCUCCCCGUCGCUCUUCCUGGACCUGCCCCCGACGCCGCACCACGAUGACGACCCCAACAAUGUCAAUGACGACCUCCUCCUCCCCUUCAUCUCACGCAUCCUCAUGGAGGACGACAUCGACGACAAGUUCUUCUACCAGUUCCCCGACCACCCCGCCCUCCUCCAAGCCCAGCAGUCUUACGCCCAAAUCCUCCAUGCCCCUGCCACAUCUUCUUCCUCCGACGACACCACCAUCAACAACAAUACGACCAACUCCACCUCCGUCCCCGACACGCUCGCCAUGCCCGACCACGACGCCGACACCCAGAGCGCGCCGGACGACAUGGAGAUGCUCUACAUGGCGUUCCUCAAGGGCAGGGAGGAGGCCACCAAGUUCCUGCCCACAAACAACACCCUCUUCUCUGGCUUCAAGGCAGAGCCGGUGCUGGAUAUUCAACCCACCUUCACGUUCGGACCAAGCGGCGGCGGCAGGGGCCGGAAGAACAGGCACGCCGAGGAGGACGACCUGGAGACGGAGACCAGCAGGAGCAGCAAGCUGAUGGCGCCAGAACAUGACGACGCCGCCGCCGCCGACGAGAUAUUCGACGAAAUAAUUCUCAAUGGGUACCAGAUGAUCAUUAAGGGGAUAGAUGAGCUGCGCGUCGCCAUGGGCAGCCAGAGCCAGGCCGACAAGAACGGCCGAAGAGCGUCACGCGCGAAGACGGCGGUGGUCGACCUACACACCCUGCUCAUCCACUGCGCGCAGGCUGUGGCGACGGGAGACUGGCGGAGCGCCACCGAGCUGCUGAAGCAGAUCAAGCAGAACUCGUCGGCGAGAGGGGACGCGACGCAGAGGAUGGCGUGCUGCUUCGCUGAGGGGCUAGAGGCGCGUCUCGCCGGAACGGGGAGCCAGAUGUACCAGUCGCUCGUCGCGAAGCGCACGUCGACGGUGGACUUCCUCAAGGCGUACAAGCUGUUCACGGCGGCCUGCUGCAUCAAGAAAGUGAGCGUCAUCUUCUCGAACAAGACCAUCUACAACGCCGUCGCCGGGAGGCGCAAGCUGCACAUCGUCGACUACGGCCUCAGCUACGGAUUCCAGUGGCCAGCUUUGUUCUUUUUGCUGGGAGCCAGGGAAGGCGGACCGCCGGAGGUGAGGAUGACCGGCAUCGACGUCCCGCAGCCUGGGUUCCGGCCAGCCGACCAGAUCGAGGAGACAGGCCGCCGGCUGAGCAUCUGCGCGCGCCAGUUCGGCGUGCCAUUCAAGUUCCGCGCCAUUGCCGCAAAGUGGGAGACGGUCCGCCGCGAGGACCUCCAUCUCGACCCAGAAGAAGAAGAAGAGGAGGUGCUCGUCGUGAACUGCCUCCAUGGAUUGAACACCCUGCAAGACGAGAGCGUGGUCGUGGACAGCCCGAGCCCCAGAGACGUGGUGCUCGACAACAUCCGCGACAUGAGGCCUCACGUGUUCGUCCAGUGCGUCGUCAACGGCGCGUACGGUGCGCCCUUCUUCGUGACGCGCUUCAGGGAGGCUCUCUUCUUCUACUCGGCGCACUUCGACAUGCUGGACGCCACCAUCCCGCGCGACAACGACGAUCGGCUGCUCAUCGAGCGGGACAUGUUGGGGCGAUGCGCCCUCAACGUCAUCGCCUGCGAGGGCGCAGACAGAGUUGAUCGGCCGGAGACGUACAAGCAGUGGCAGGUGCGCAACCAUCGCGCCGGGCUGAGGCAGCUGCCAUUGGAGGCUGAGGUGGUUGAGCUUGUGAGGGGCAAGGUGAAAAGCCUCUAUCACAAAGACUUCGUCAUCGACGUGGAUCACAAUUGGCUGCUGCAGGGAUGGAAGGGACGGAUACUGUACGCCAUGUCCACAUGGGUUGCUCAUCAUCCAUGAUCACAAAUCCCCCCCCCCCCCCCCCUCUUUUAGCUCACUUCAAUUACCUUCUUCUGCUUGAUGAAUUGUUUACACAUUGAGAUCUAGUCUAGUUAUAGUACAUGAUAGACUGUUUUAUUUGCACUGUAAAUUAGAUGCACGGUUAGAGCUACAUUAGAUUUUCUUUUUUUGGUAUAUGUUUGUGUGGAUGCACUCAAAAAGUUGUGAAAUCUGUUCUUCCAAAAAGUUCAGUUUCAAUUCUGAUUGUUGGGAUUUCAAAUCAGAUAACAGUUAGCAGUGCAUAUUAACAAAAAUAAAUAGUGCGUGGGGUAUUCAAAGUAUAUGUCUGCUGUCCGCAAAAUAAAACAUGUCAUACAUUCCCCCCUGUUUCCCACAGGAUUCACUUCCGCAGGCAGUUCUUGCUGGAUAUCCUUGUAUUUCAGUCAGACAAGUACAUCAAAAGGGAGGAGGGGGGGUUGUUCACCAGAUUCAACGAGUGUUAUUUUUCUGCCAUUUUUGUGGAGAGUUGAUGACAGCUGGGACUUGAUCUGUGACAUACUCCCUCCAUACUUAUAAAGGAAGUCGUUUAGGACAAUGUUUAAGUCAAACCUUAGGAAUAUAAAUCAUAAAAGUUGUUGAGUUUGAAAAUAUAAAAAACUAUAUGA
Messenger RNA from Oryza sativa Japonica Group (Japanese rice), 2561 nucleotides. RefSeq names its product scarecrow-like protein 9. Gene Ontology annotation, cellular component: nucleus. NCBI's taxonomy places the organism in Eukaryota, Viridiplantae, Streptophyta, Magnoliopsida, Poales, Poaceae. The record is from RefSeq and is a predicted model, not a curated record. Gene Ontology annotation, biological process: regulation of DNA-templated transcription. Gene Ontology annotation, molecular function: sequence-specific DNA binding; DNA-binding transcription factor activity.